Messenger RNA from Galeopterus variegatus (Sunda flying lemur), 2506 nucleotides. It is a transcript of the gene ECE1, whose product is annotated as endothelin converting enzyme 1. NCBI's taxonomy places the organism in Eukaryota, Metazoa, Chordata, Mammalia, Dermoptera, Cynocephalidae. The record is from RefSeq and is a predicted model, not a curated record. The transcript is spliced from 16 exons. Gene Ontology annotation, biological process: peptide hormone processing. The annotation marks the transcript as partial. Gene Ontology annotation, molecular function: metalloendopeptidase activity. Gene Ontology annotation, cellular component: plasma membrane.
GAACCCCCUCAGUGUGCCUGACUGAGGCCUGUGUCUCAGUGACCAGUUCCAUCUUGAGCUCCAUGGACCCCUCGGUGGACCCCUGCCAGGACUUCUUUAGCUACGCCUGUGGUGGCUGGAUUAAAACCAACCCUGUGCCUGAUGGCCACUCACGCUGGGGGACCUUCAGCAAUCUCUGGGAACGCAACCAAGCCAUCAUCAAGCACCUCCUCGAAAACUCCACGGCCAGCGUGAGUGAGGCAGAGAGGAAGGCCCAAGUAUACUACCAUGCAUGUAUGAACGAAACCAGGAUCGAGGCCCUCAGGGCCAAGCCCCUGAUGGAAGUGAUUGAGAAGCUCGGGGGCUGGAACAUCACAGGUCCCUGGGCCAAGGACAACUUCCAGGACACCCUGCAGGUAGUCACCGCCCACUACCGCAUCUCGCCCUUCUUCUCUGUCUAUGUCAGUGCCGACUCCAAGAACUCCAACAGCAACGUGAUCCAGGUGGACCAGUCUGGCCUGGGCUUACCUUCAAGAGACUAUUACCUGAACAAAACUGAAAAUGAGAAGGUGCUGACUGGAUACCUGAACUACAUGGUGCAGCUGGGGAAGCUGCUGGGCGGGGGGGACGAGGACUCCAUCCGGCCCCAGAUGCAGCAGAUCCUGGACUUUGAGACAGCGCUGGCCAACAUCACCAUCCCCCAGGAGAAGCGCCGGGAUGAGGAGCUCAUCUACCACAAAGUGUCAGCGGCCGAGCUGCAGACCUUGGCACCUGCCAUCAACUGGUUGCCCUUUCUCAACACCAUCUUCUACCCCGUGGAGAUCAAUGAAUCCGAGCCUAUUGUCGUCUAUGACAAAGAGUACCUGGAGCAGGUCUCCACUCUCAUCAACAAAACUGACAAAUGCCUGCUCAACAACUACAUGAUCUGGAACCUAGUGCGGAAGACAAGUUCCUUCCUCGACCAGCGCUUUCAGGACGCAGACGAGAAGUUCAUGGAAGUCAUGUAUGGGACCAAGAAGACCUGUCUUCCUCGCUGGAAGUUUUGCGUGAGUGACACAGAAAACAACCUGGGCUUUGCCCUGGGCCCCAUGUUCGUCAAAGCAACCUUCGCCGAGGACAGCAAGAACAUAGCCAGUGAGAUAAUCCUGGAGAUCAAGAAGGCAUUUGAGGAAAGCCUGAGCACUCUGAAGUGGAUGGAUGAAGACACCCGGAAAUCAGCCAAGGAAAAGGCGGAUGCCAUCUACAACAUGAUAGGCUACCCCAACUUUAUCAUGGACCCCAAGGAGCUGGACAAAGUGUUCAAUGACUACACCGCCGUUCCAGACCUCUACUUUGAGAACGCCAUGCGGUUUUUCAACUUCUCGUGGAGGGUCACUGCUGACCAGCUCAGGAAAGCCCCCAACAGAGACCAGUGGAGCAUGACCCCGCCCAUGGUGAACGCUUACUACUCGCCCACCAAGAAUGAGAUUGUGUUUCCGGCUGGGAUCCUGCAGGCACCAUUCUACACCCGCUCCUCACCCAAGGCCUUAAACUUUGGUGGCAUUGGUGUCGUCGUGGGCCAUGAGCUGACUCAUGCUUUUGAUGAUCAAGGGCGGGAAUAUGACAAGGAUGGGAACCUCCGGCCCUGGUGGAAGAACUCGUCCGUGGAGGCCUUCAAGCAGCAGACCGAGUGCAUGGUGGAGCAGUACAGCAACUACAGCGUCAACGGGGAGCCCGUGAAUGGCCGGCACACCCUCGGGGAGAACAUCGCCGACAACGGGGGCCUCAAGGCGGCCUAUCGGGCUUACCAGAACUGGGUGAGGAAGAACGGACCUGAGCAAACCUUACCCACCCUGGGUCUCACCAAUAACCAGCUGUUCUUCCUGGGCUUUGCACAGGUCUGGUGCUCUGUCCGCACGCCCGAGAGCUCCCACGAAGGCCUCAUCACCGACCCCCACAGCCCCUCCCGCUUCCGGGUCAUUGGCUCCCUGUCCAAUUCCAAGGCGUUCUCAGAACACUUCAGCUGCCCGCCUGGCUCACCCAUGAACCCUCCUCACAAAUGUGAAGUCUGGUAAGGGGCGAAGCACAGAGAGCCAAGACAGAGGAGGGGAAGGGGCUGAGGACGAGCCCGAGGAGCCUGCCCGCUCCCUCCAGCCCUGGGGCAGGACCCAGCCCCCUGGUCCCCCACGGCCCCUCUUCCCCGCACUGGAGGGUUUUCCGCCGGAACCAAGCCUGUGAUGUAGGUUCUCAACAUAACCCAAGAUUCGAUCCCCUGUGAAGACCCCGACAUCCCAGGCACACGUGCGUCAACUGUAGCGGGCAUUUGGGAGUCAGGCUGGUGGUUCACUGGACCUGGGCCCCACACCAACAAGGGUGGAGGGACACAGCCCCCCACCCACAUCCAGCACCAGAUAUACCACAAAUACCACUGUGUCAAAUGCUUUAAAGAUAUAUUUUUGGGGAAACUAUUUUUUAAAACAUUGUGGAAUACACUGGAAAUCUUCAGGGAAAAAAUGCAUUUAAAACACCUUUUUUUUUUUUAAGGAGA